UGGCUCUCUGCCUCAGUAAGCUAUCAGCUGUGGCACUGAGCACGUCGAAGUGCAGAUACCUGUCCCGUCCUCCAGUAAAUGGUCUUGAGGGAUGGUUGGCUGAGACCGCUCUAAGAGAAGCAAAUUCGUGGACCUGAUUUAGUUUCAUUUUCUGGAAUCGAGAGAAGGAUUUUUUGAAGCAGCACAGAAAAGUGAGCGUCUUCCGGCUGCUUAUGUACUGAUGUAGCUUUGACGUCUGUUUUCAUAUUUAGCCAUCCUUGGUUACCUGGUUAGACUGCUGAAACAUUUAAUUUAUAAGAUACCGCAAUCAUGCCGGGAAGGAGGAUACCAGCCAGUGAUACAACAGAGCCGUUGACGGCUGAAAUGGAACCCAUGACUCCAACGUCAGAUGAAAACAAAACAAUAGUAGACACUGAGAAAACUGUGCUGAAGAAGGAGCUGGGUCUCUUAGAAGGUGUGGCCAUUAUCAUCGGUAUCAUCAUCGGGUCAGGUAUUUUCAUUUCACCGAAAGGUGUUUUACAAGAAACUGGAAGUGUUGGGAUGAGCUUAGUUGUUUGGGUACUCUGUGGCAUCUUGUCUAUGGUUGGUGCCCUUUGUUACGCAGAGCUGGGCACUAGUAUACCCAAGUCAGGUGGUGAUUAUGCUUACAUCAAUACUGCAUUUGGCUCCCUACCAUCAUUUCUGUUUUUAUGGGAUGCCAACCUUAUUUUUGUGCCCACCACCAACGCCAUCAUGGGUCUCACGUUUGCAAAAUAUGUAAUACAGCCUUUCUUCCCUGAAUGUACCAUGCCAGAUUCAGCGAUCAGACUUAUAGCUGCUCUUGCAAUCUGUUUCUUAACCUUUAUUAACUGCUGGAAUGUGAAAAUCACCACAAAGCUACAAGAUUUUUUCAUGAUCACAAAAGUUGGUGCAAUUCUUCUCGUCAUCAUUGCUGGAAUGGUGCACCUUUUCAUGGGUAAUACACAGAACUUUGAAAAUGCAUUUGAAGGCACUUCAACGGAACCUGGCCAGAUAGCAGUGUCUUUCUACUCGGGUAUAUUUUCUUAUGCAGGGUGGAAUUACCUCAAUUUUAUGACAGAGGAAUUACAGAAUCCUUUUGUAAAUUUGCCAAGAGCCAUCUAUAUAUCAUUGCCGUUAGUGACAUGUGUUUAUGUUCUGGCCAACAUAGCUUACUUAGCAGUUUUAUCACCAACAGCUAUGCUAGCAUCUGAUGCUAUUGCUGUGACAUUUGCUGACAAGCUGAUGUCGUAUGGAAGUUGGGUAAUGCCCCUUCUUGUUGCAUUCUCAGCCUUUGGUGGCUUAUCUGUCCACAUUAUGACAUCAUCAAGAUUAUGUUUUGUUGGUGCCAGACAAGGGCAUUUUCCUGACUGCUUGGCUCUGAUCAACUAUAAAUGCAAUACACCAACUUCAUCUCUAGUGUUCUUAGGUGUUCUAUCUCUCGGUUACUUGUGCACAACAAACAUCUAUAGUUUAAUUGAAUAUGCUAGCUUUGUUGAGAGCAUGUUCAUCCUCUGUAGUAUCGCUGGUCUUCUGUACCUUAGGUGGAAGAACCCAGGAAUGGAGAGACCUAUCAAGGUCAACAUCAUCAUUCCAAUCCUGUUUCUCAUGAUAUGUGGAUUCUUGGUGUUCCUUCCACUCUAUGUAAGGCCCGUUGAAGUUGGAAUGGGUAUCCUCAUAACGGCGUCUGGUAUCCCAGCAUACUUCCUUUUUGUUUAUUGGGAAAACAAACCAGCAUUUGUCCAGAAUUCACUAAGAAUGCUUACAUAUUGCACCCAGUUAUUGUUCCACUCUGUAAAAGGGGAAUGAGCAAGAAAGCAUAAUGUAUUAGGGAUUUUGAUACAAUACUUUUGAUAUGUAUAUUAUGUAAAUAGAUUAAGGAUUCUGUUUGUAAAGUCGAUAGUGUAUCACAAAACACAUUUCAUUUGGCUACAAUAAGCUAUAUUUUGCUCAGUAAUCAUGACAUUACUUCUUAUAUGUUGUUGAGUAGAGUGAGAUUUUGCAAAUGUGUUUAUUACUCAUCAGUAUCUGUGUGAGAGGUUGUUUUUGAAUGUGUUGAACAUAAGCUGCCGUACCAAAGGCUUUGAUACAUGAAUGGAAAGUGUAUAUAUUUUUAUAGAUAUUUUACCUUGCAUCUUGGACUCCACUCAUUAAUUCAAAUCCAGUGCAACUUCACCACAUGUCUAUUUAUCUUCAGUAUCUUGAGCCAGCUUUUAUCUAGUUACUGAGAAGUCUAAAUUUCAAGGUAACAAAAGAAAACAAAAAAUUUUACUCAAGAAUACCACUAUCUAAAAAUGUGCCAAAUGAAAAUAUGAACAUGCUAUAAUACAUACUGUACUUUUUAGUCAUUCUAGGUUCUUCAUCCUGAAAAAAGAAGAAUGUUAUGCUUCAUAAACUAAGAGAACAAUUCCUAACAAUUCAGAUCAUACAACAUUUGGAAAUUGUGGUUUACAAAAUACCUUUAGGUCUGCAACUCACCUCUGUCUUGGUGUUGCUAUUGAUGUAUAUCUGUAUAGAAAAGAAUACGUAGUUGCUUUUCUUUAAAUUUUAAAAUAAACCUGUAAUCAUUAAGCAUUCAACACUGAACAACUCAUUUUGGCAAGUGGUAUUCUCCUAGCAUGUGGUACUAGGACAUGAUUUUACAUAAAAGUUCCAAUUAAUCAGUUGGUCCUCCAAUAAUAAUACAAUAACUGAAGACAAGGCAGUUUUAUAUCAGUGAAAAAAUUAUAUUUCUUUUAUAAAUGUACUUGUAAUUCUAUAACAAGUGAUAGUGUCAAUUGCCUUAUGCUGCUUAAGCCUUAUGCAAUGCACUCUUUAUCAAGGCAAUGUGAAAAACCCUGAUUUUUAUCUUUUAUACCUGCUUAACUAAGGAUUUGAUUAAAUUCAGUAAGGCUGGUUUAUCCUUUUUCUCUCAAACUUAGAUCAGUGUAUAAGAUGCUGAUACUUGUGUUUUUUACUGUUGUAAAUAGUAGUGGAGUGCUUUCCAUAGAAAUAUACCAUUAACUGUAAAAAAGAAUUUUUGUUUUGCAAGAUUCACAGAAACAUGCCUAUGAUUUUUCUAGUUUUUCUUGAUAAGGAAGAGAUGUGAAGUUUUAUAUUUUUACCUCCUGCUUUUUUUAAACAAUAUGUACCUAUCAUGGCUUGAAAAAUCAAUGUAUCUGUGAUAAGUUAAUUAAGGAUUCCACUGUAAUCCCAUCUAGGCUCUGUAUAUAGAUUUUUACCCUAUACAAGUGGUGGUUUAACUACUUCAUAAUGAUGAUAUAAGUCGAUGUACAAUAAAAGAAAAGUGACAUUAACAGCUCAGUGUUUAACAAAGAUUCUUGCAUUGUUCCUAGAGAUAUCUUAUGAAAGUGUACAGUAUACAGUAUUUAUUGUUGCACACCUUUAUAUCCUUUCUAAAUUCAUUUCAGGGCUGGAGCAAAAUUAUAAGAUAUUGUGUGGAACUUUUGUGUUUACCACAUAUUAAUCUAGUAGUAUCCUUUUAUUCCUUUUACUGUAUCUCCAUUCAUAUUCUUUCUUUAAUCUGACUUUCCACCCUCUCUAACUCUUGUCUAACAGUGCACCUGUUAGGUGUUCCUCCUGUUACACUUUUCAAGCCACAUGAAUGACCUCAUGGGUCCCAGCAAGUGGCCUUUGACCUAGAUUUUAUAUUCUUCUAUUUUACUAGUAUCUUGUUCUUUAGAUGAAAGCUUUCUACAUCCAUUACGAUCUUGUAAAACUAAAAGCAGUGCAAAAAUAUUUGUUUGUUUAUAUCUAAGUUUGUAGUACGUACUGUAUGUGUUAUUAUUGUACAGCAGUGUAACCAUUUGUAUACUCAAAAGGCUGGCCCAAAAUAAGAUAAAAACACUGCAGUAGGGCAAAUUUAAAGACCCUAGACUAAAUAAGAAGACCAUAAAAAAAUCAAAAGGGAAUAUAAGCUAGAAAGCAGUAUGAUUAAUGGCCAAAGGUCUAAAUGCUGCAUUAAAGCCUUUACAAAGUCUGUUGUGUCACACUGAUUCUUUUAUAGCUGUAAUAUUUGUCAAAUAUGUUUAGAAUCAAGUUUUAAUCUUUCAUGUGGCAUAUGUUGUUUUAAAUUUAUUUCCAUUUGUCAUGGGGCGUUUCAAGAAGUCAUCUUUGCAAAUGAAUAUUGUGUAAUAUUAUUUAUAUUCCCCAUAUUGUAUUUAUCAUGCGACUAUUUUACUCUACUGGGUACGGUAAUCAUCUACCGUUUAGAUUCUGCAUAAAUGUAGUAUUAGAUUUAUAGGUAUAUUUUAUAGUCAAGGAAUAAAUUGCUACAACCUACUGAAAGCUAUAUUUUGUACAUUAUAAAAUAAAUUAUACUGACCACAAGUUACAUUUCUAGUUUAUCAUGAUGCUGGCCCAAUAGAUACUGGAACAAACAGAAGCAGGGCAGGUAUGAUGAAUAAGACUAAAGGGAAUUGAUGACAAGUUAAUGCUGACAAGACCUUUCAGUACUGCGAACAGUUAUCACGGGCACACCUUCCAUACUGACCAUGUGGAAUCUAUACUCUUUGGAUUACACAACCCCAAAACUUACUUUCCCUUAUCUGCCAAGCUUUAGAAAUUCUUCCUGGUUCUGUUUUUCAGACGAAAUUCCUUAAAAUGGCAAGUUGAUAAUUUCUUUUGGAAAUUUUUCUCCCAGGAAGAAUUUCAAGUAUCACACUAAUCAAAUUAUCAUCAUAAUCAUUUUUACAAUUACGUAUCUGUAUUUGUGUACACAUAAAAUAUGAGCAAAUAAUUUAAUCAUUCUUUAUUGGAUUUACAUUUAGAACCAGCAAUUCACUGAGACUAUAAAUGUAAAAGUAAGGAUUCCUACAGUACCACAACUUAUUCCUUAAAAUGCAUAAUAUAAACCUAUCUACAUAACUUGCACACCAAAGGACAUUAUAAACAGCAUACAACAGGAUUUCCAAGACAAAAAGGUCCAUUUUAUUAAAGUAUAAUUUUACUUUCACAUUUCUCAAUAUUAUCUGACUUGCUGCAAAUAGUUGCAAUAACUACAUUCAUUACAUAAUAUCACCUCGUGUUUUCAAGUCAGGGUUGUCCACAGUCUUGCUGAAAUAUCAAAUAUCUUUACUACAGUUUGAUAUUUUCAAUAAUUUAAAAGUGCACAGAAACACCCAAAAAUAAACUAAAAUUUCUUACCAGUUCCUUACAUACUGCACUUUUUCAAAAAAUUACAAUAAAGCUGGUAUCAAUCUUGUUUUGACGGAUUCCUGUUUACAUAAGCAUUAUGAGGCAUGCAAAUGCUUAAAAAAUAGCCAAAUAGGCAGCCUUUAAUACCAAAUCAAGCCAAAACUUCCCAAAAUGAAUAAUGAAGCCAAUACAUGUCAGGCUUUAUGAAAUGAACCGACAUAAAAUCAAAUUAAAGCAUAUUACAUAGGAGGGCCAAGGGAGUAAUAAAUACAA
Macrobrachium nipponense is the source of this 5406-nucleotide messenger RNA. It is a transcript of the gene gb, whose product is annotated as Y+L amino acid transporter 2-like. NCBI's taxonomy places the organism in Eukaryota, Metazoa, Arthropoda, Malacostraca, Decapoda, Palaemonidae. Gene Ontology annotation, biological process: amino acid transmembrane transport. Gene Ontology annotation, cellular component: membrane. Gene Ontology annotation, molecular function: L-amino acid transmembrane transporter activity. The transcript is spliced from 13 exons. The record is from RefSeq and is a predicted model, not a curated record. The coding region runs from base 310 to 1806 and encodes 498 amino acids.